Messenger RNA from Canis lupus familiaris (dog), 3290 nucleotides. It is a transcript of the gene CEACAM19, whose product is annotated as CEA cell adhesion molecule 19. The record is from RefSeq and is a predicted model, not a curated record. NCBI's taxonomy places the organism in Eukaryota, Metazoa, Chordata, Mammalia, Carnivora, Canidae.
CUCUCCAGGGGGUAGUGGUGAUAAUCUAUCAGAGUCCCCCUGACACCCUCAACUCCACUCCUGCUGCACAACCAAAUUCCUACUGGAACAAAGUGGUUUGGGCAAUCUUGUUGCAGCCCAAACUCAGAGCUGUCUCCCCCAGGAAGAACGUUCCCAUCACCAUCACAGAGGAGGAAGCCAAGCCUCAGAGAGGUGAAGUCAUUUGCUCCCAAGAUCCCAUAGCCAAGUGGUGGCAAAGUCAGGCUCACCAGCUCGCCACAGGGCUGUGCUUGGACUCUGCAAUGGUUCAGCCCACCUGGACCAUACCACCCCCCCCUCCACUCCACCCUGCAAGGUGGAUCAACAUCCAGAUUUCUCUCUCACUCCAACCUGGGGACCCUUGUCUGAUAGAUGCCAUCGCCUGUGACAACCUGGUGACAUACACAGGCAAACUACCACUGACUUAUGGCCCCCCCAAACUUAGUGUUCUGCCCACAGAUCCAGAAACCUCAGCUGGCACUGCCCCCUUCAGGUCCCUACACGGGCACUGCCAAAUAGUAAUGUCUGUGAUGGUGAUGGAAACAUUCUGUAGCUCGCUAUCCAGUGUGAUAGCCACUGGUCACAGGGGAUAAUUGAUCACUUACUUGAAAGUGACCAGGUUGAGAAACUAAUUUUGAAGGCAUUGAAUUUUAAUUAACUUCAGGGUAUAUUUCAAUCACCUUAUGUGACGACUAGCUACAAUAUUGGCACAACCCUGGCCCCUCCGUUACUUAGAUCCUAUCCCAACACAGCUCAAAAUCCCAGUGGAUCCCUCCUUUCCAGCCUACUCCCAUCCCACUCGGCGCCCCCUCAGCCAGGAUUUUCAGCCUCCAUGCCUUGCAUAUGCUGUUAUAAUGCUUGGUAAACCUCACCCCAUUCCCACCCCACCACCUGCCUCAUUGCUACUCCUACUCCAGGUCUCUGUUCAGAUAUCUCCUUCUCCCUGCCCCUCAGGCUGAGUGAGGCACCUCUUUGGGCUCUCCCAGCCCCCUGGGCUCCUCCAUCCCAGUGCUGAUCACCCUGGAUCAUCAUUGCUUGGGGAUGGGUCUGCUCCCCCCAACACAGACACUGAACUGUGAGCCCCGCUGGGGACUGAGGACAAAGCAAGAGGUGUCUCAAUCACCACUGUGUCUGCAGCACCACUCAGCACAGUGCUGGGCACAGGGAGUGGGUGUUGGGAUGAAUGAAUGAAUGAAUGAAUGGCCACCUACUAGUAGACCUGAUUCCUUCCUUGAGCUUUAGUUUCCUCAUCUGUGAAAUGGGCAUAGUUAUGUGUGGUAGACGUUGGAUGAGGCAGUUGUGUUGGGCCUAUCUGCAGGGACCUGCCUGGCCCAGGGGGAUCAUUCAACCAGAGGACACUAGGACUCCUGUCGUACUCCUGUCGUGCUCCUGUUGUGCUCCUGUUGUGCUCCUAACGGGUCACACCUCACACUGGGUGGGAAGAAGAGGUUGAAGGGGAUUAAGGGAGGAGUCCACGGGGAAACCCCAGGAAGCUCCCCAGUCACCCUGAUAAACUGGUUCAACCAGUAUCUGCAGUCCAUCCCGGAGAGCACAAGUGAAGCCUCUGGAGCCUGUGGAAAGGGGGUACUGGGGUUCGGCCAGUUUCAGCAAUGUCUGGGAGGCACCCCAAAGAUUCCCACUGAGCUGGCCCACUUCGCACAGCCAGGGCCCAGCCGUCCAGCCCUGUCGGUGUCUGCAGUGGCCCUUUGGCACCUCCACAAGACACCAAGAUGGAGAUUCCUGAGUGGGCCCAGCACUACUUCUCAAAGGGCCUCCUGCUCUCAGCCUCAAUCCUGGCCCUCUGGAUCCCACGCUCUUGGGCUGCCCUACGCAUCCAGAAGAUUCCAGAGUAUCCUCAAAAGGACCAGGACCUUCUCCUGUCUGUCCAGGGCAUCCCAGGCAACUUUCAGGACUUCAACUGGUACCUGGGGGAGGAGACCAAUGGUGGCACGAUGUUAUUCACCUACUUCCCCGAUCUCCAGUGGCCCCAGAGGGACGGCAGUGCCAUGGGACAGCAUGACAUCGUUGGCUUCCCCAAUGGCUCCAUGAUGCUGCAUCGUGUCCAGCCCACCGACAGUGGCACCUACCAGGUAGCUGUCAACAUCAAUCCUGCCUGGAUCAUGAGGGCCAAGACUGAGGUCCAGGUGGCCGAAGAGCAUAAGGAGCUGCCCAUCAUACACCUGCCCGUGAGUGCUGGGAUCAUGGCUGCCAUCAUAAUUGGGUCCCUCUCUGCCGGGUCCCUCUUCAUCUGCUGCAUUGCCCAUCUCCUGUUAACAGGAGGCUGGAGGGGCCAGAGCCACAGGAUGACACCCACAGAGAAGCCAGAGGCGCGCCCCAACCUCAAUGCUGGUGACCAGCACAUCUAUGAGGUGAUGCCGUCUCCGACCCACCUGGUGUCUCCCCUCGGGGGCACAGCGUCCAUGAACAACACCAUGCCCCUGCCCCAGCAGCAGCCGGAGCCAGAGAACCACCCCUACCAGGACCUGCUGAACCCCGACCCUGACCCCUACUGCCAGCUCACGCCAACCCACUGAAGAGGUCCCAGGCCCCUGAAAGAACGAAAGCCUCAGCCCUCCCCUGAGGGCUUGGUGCCCACAGAAAAGCCACACCACAGACCCCACAGGACCAGGCCACCACACCUGUGGGGCCGACUCAAAUGAAGACUCAGUAUGGCAUCAGGCAGGGGGCAUGGGGGGGCAAGAGAUCAUGAUGGGCCCAGCUCCUCUCUGACCCUCUGAGUUUAUAACCUGCUCUCAGGGCUGGUCUGUCUAGCAACCUGGCCUGGGCCAUGUGCCUGGGAAAGGCAGGCUCUUGCCUUCUCCUAACCCAAGGAUCCUCACACACACUGGAUGUUUGGGGGUGCGGAGAGUGGACUCAGGCCUGCCUCAAGCCAGACCUCACAGGCUCCUACUUGCUGGGCUGCUGUUGGCCCACAACACCCCACUCCUGCUCCCUGGUUGUCCUAGGAGCUCCUUCUGCUGGGGUCAAGGCAGCCCCCGGACACACAGCCCCAAACAAUAAGGCAUAUGGCAGGGACGGCUGGCCUUCCAGGCCUGUGGCCCCCGAUGCAGAACUGGCCGGUUACCACAGCUGUCGGACCCCUUCCCUGCUCCGGCAGGGCCAAUCCAGUCCCUCUCGAGAUCUGGUCUCUCAGAACCUGUGGCCAGUUUCUGCCUAUUGCCUGGGACUCUGAAUCUUACCAAGGCCCUCAGGCAGCAGUUCUCUUCCCUACCCCCACCCAAAACCCCGGUCCCAAAUGUAAGCCCCAUCUG